Molecule: messenger RNA, 1080 nt
Organism: Miscanthus lutarioriparius
Lineage: Eukaryota; Viridiplantae; Streptophyta; Magnoliopsida; Poales; Poaceae
Source: the annotation of a GenBank genome assembly
AUGGGUCAUGGCUUAGAGAAGAUGCUAAAUAGAGGAAAGAAGCUGGCUAUCCAAGUGGCUGAAGGGAAGAAAAGACAUGAUGUCCCACUUCAGGCAGUGAAGCUGGCAUCAGAAACUGGUGUUGCCCUUAGAGACAACAUGCCCAUCUACACAUCAUGGAAGCUUUAUGACAAUGAUGCGGGAAAGGAAGAAGUAAAAAAAGUGCUUGACAAAGUGGCGGUGAGACAGCUAUUUCACUCCUCCAAAUACUCUCUUGCAUUACUCUACUCCCAUGUGAAAAAAUUGUUGGAUGUGGAUGUUAAGAAUGAGGCACCAAGUAAAGCUGCAUGCACUGAUAUCAUUAAGAGGGGAGUAAGGCAGACGAGGUAUCACCUGAAAAAGAAGUACUUCGAUGAGUCACUGACAGAGGAACAGCUGCUGGCCAAGCAACCUCCACCUAAAAUGAAGAAAGAGGAAUGGACCAAGCUGGUGGAGUACUGGUGUGACCCAAAGAAUCAGGAAAAAUGUGCUAAGAAUAAAGUAAACCGAGCCCAAGUGCAGCUUCAUCAAAGGACUGGAGCUAGGUCCUAUAUUGCCCAUCGAUACAGCCUGAGGACUAAGUACAACAACAUGGAGCCAGAUGCUGUUGAUUUCUUUGGGGAAUGUAUGAGUAGUCCCCAAAAUGGUUGUACUCCUCUUGCAAAUGAAAUAUAUGAACAAAUGGUUGCAGAGAAGGAAAGAGAGCCAGAAGAAGGAGAAGAACAAAAUUCUCCCUCCAAGAUUGUUGCUGACUGUCUCAGCCAGAUCAGCCGUUCAUCCACCUUCCUUCCUAACAUUGGUGUCCCUCGACCAUCGAAUACUGGCCGGUCCACAUCGACAGCCGCACAAGCACGUCUGCAAGCUCAGUUUGAGGAAACACUCCAAGCAAAAAGAGAGAAAGCUGCUAGGAAGCAGGAAGAGUUGCAAGCACAGCUUCAUGCUCAACAGGCCGCACUUGAAGAAAACCAAAGUUUGUUGCGUCAGACCCAAGAGGAAGUAAAGGGGAUGCAUACCAAGUUGGAAGAGACUAAUGCACUGCUACGAGCUGUCCUAAAACUUUAG